GAUGUGACUGGGAGACAGCAGAUGGCAGUGUGAAGCAAUUUCAUUUUCUCGCAAAAAGGAAAGAGGAAGAAACGACAGUGUGUUCGGAAGAAGUGUGUUACACUAACGUGGUAAUAUAGUAAUUGUCGGCUUAUAUGUCUAAAGUCGUAUAUUUAUUUAUCCCUUUUAAGUAAUAAUUUUUUCCACGGGUUUUAAAAUGACACACACGGACGAAAAACAACAGCGUCCCUCUCUGUAUUUAUCUGUUUGUUGCCCCCGUGAGGAGACGCGUCUGCCGCUGCACACAACUAUCACUUUGUUUCUUUUAUCUUACUGCAAAUGCAAGUCUUUUAAAGUGUUUCUAGUCUCCAAAACUAAUUGCUCACAGUUACUUAAGAGUCAGCUACCAGAGGACCUGGACGUGUGUGACACUAAGGUGGACGAGCUACCUCUGUUGGUGAAGAGUUGUCGUCUCCCAGCUGUUCUGGAUGACACUGCACGGAUCUGCAGGGCUGGACUGGCGGUAGUCCUGAGACACAUUAUCAACACAACCCUGGAGACAGACCCUUCUAGAAACGACGUGCAGGCACUGCUAGGCUUCAAGAAGACCUGUUUGAAGGCCUGUGCUGAGGUGAGCAAGUGGACCAGACUGUGUGAAACUGGCAUACCGUCUGCGGUAGAAGAUCACCUCCAAAACCCACUAAUUCAGACCAAGCAGUUACCUCUCUCCAUCCUUACUCUAGAGAAGAGGUUAGCAGAACCUGUAAAAGUCCACAAUGAUGACAAGAUAAGGAGGCAGAAGUUGAAGCAGCAGAAAGACAGUGAAAAGAAUGACUUCCUAAAUGGUUCAGAGGACAAGGACAGUGGACAGUCAUCUACAUCAGGUGAUGGACUUGAGCUUCAGACCGCUUUGGCCAGGCUGUCAGUGGAUGCAGUUCCAGCCGCCACCACUAGAGAGAAGUCUGACAUCAGAAAAGUGAAGACCACGGAUUUGCCUGCUCUGGAGCAUGUGUUUGCUGAGGGGCUGUUCUUCACUCUGACGGAUGUGGUGCUGCUGCCCUGUAUCCAUCAGUAUCUGUGUUCCCUCCGAGUUCAUGCUGCAGGCACCCUACACCAGCUCUCUCAUCUGCUGCGAUGGUACAGCCGUGUCCAAGCCGUACCAGGUGUCCUUCGAGCUGCCAAGGAUUGUGGGAUGGAUCUCUCUGUUGCCCAAGUUCCCACGGUCGAACUCCCAGGACCAUCAGCAGAGCUCAGCACUGCUAACCUACUGGAGCCUGAAGAAAUCCAGGAUGUGACCACACAGCUCCCUUUUGUCGGGGGGCCCAGGCCCACCAUGACCAAACUUAAAGAGAAAGGCAUCGAGGCUAUCUACACUCCUCAUCCGUGCCCUUCCUGGACCCUCCCGUGGGACAGCUUACCAGCAGCUAUAAACCCUACUGAAGGUAAAAUGUCGAACAUCCGAGCCAUCAGGAAAAAGCAACAGCUGAAUAACUUGGUUGCCAUGGUUACAGAGCUAGCCAGACCUGGAUAUACUGUUGUGGAUUUUUGCAGUGGAACGGGCCAUGUCGGCAUUGUUCUGGCUCACACUCUUCCAGAAUGCCAGGUCAUCCUCAUAGAGAACAAGGAAGAGUCCUUGGUCAGGGCCCAGCGCCGCAGUGCUCAAUUAGGACUCAACAAUAUCGGCUUCAUUCAGGCUAAUCUGGAUUACUUCACUGGACCGUUUCAGAUUGGGGUGGCGCUGCAUGCGUGUGGCAUUGCAACGGACAUGGUGAUGGAGCAUUGCAUCGACGCCGGCGCUGCUUUUGUCAUCAGUCCUUGUUGCUAUGGCUUUAUCCAGAACGCAGUCAAGUUCACCUUCCCCAAGAGCGAAGGCUUCCGAGAGGCUCUGACUUCCAAGGAGCACAUGAUCCUCUGCCGCUUUGCAGACCAAACCGCCGUCCAGCUGCCUCCCGAUCGCCGUCUCAUAGGGAAACAGUGUAUGGGCCUGGUGGACUUGGACCGAUCCUGGGCGGCAGAGACUCGAGGAUAUUCUGUGAGAGUAAUGACCAUGGAGCCUGAAAGUUGUUCACCAAAAAAUAACAUGCUCGUGGGAAAACCACCGCCGGGGAGCGGAGAGGACGGCACUGAUGAACAGUCAACGGCAACGGUGCCUAAAUAAUGAAUGUAAGGUGUACGCCGCUCUCACCGAGGCCUUCGGUGGCGUCCUGCCUGAACACAUCUACUGGUGUACACCCAUGUCUGCUCCUUUCCUACAUUUUAUUAGUUUAAAAAAAAA
This is a messenger RNA of Cynoglossus semilaevis (tongue sole), 2254 nucleotides long. It is a transcript of the gene gstcd, whose product is annotated as glutathione S-transferase, C-terminal domain containing. Gene Ontology annotation, cellular component: cytoplasm. The transcript has 11 exons. NCBI's taxonomy places the organism in Eukaryota, Metazoa, Chordata, Actinopteri, Pleuronectiformes, Cynoglossidae. The coding region runs from base 197 to 2137 and encodes 646 amino acids. The record is from RefSeq and is a predicted model, not a curated record.